UUUUGCCACGUUCCACACAUGACUUGACAAACUCUCAGUGUUUUCGAGGUUAGAACAAUCAAGCUCUGCAUUUUCUCUGAUUUUCUGUGAUUUUCCUCUGAGAAAUAUUAUUAAAUUAAUUGAAAGUGUUCGAUAAGACUGCAAGGAACAGAAAAUCAUGGAUCGCUUGCUUCGUUUGGGCGGUGCAAUGCCAGGAUUGACUCAGGCAGCUCCUCCGACAGAUGCUCCUGUUGUGGACACGGCUGAGCAAGUGUACAUCUCCUCCCUGGCCCUCCUGAAGAUGCUCAAGCACGGAAGAGCCGGAGUUCCCAUGGAAGUGAUGGGCCUGAUGCUGGGCGAAUUCGUGGAUGACUACACUGUGCAGGUGAUUGAUGUGUUCGCAAUGCCCCAGACUGGAACAGGAGUCUCCGUGGAGGCUGUGGAUCCCGUCUUUCAGGCCAAAAUGUUGGAUAUGCUGAAGCAAACGGGGCGUCCGGAAAUGGUUGUUGGGUGGUACCAUUCGCAUCCUGGCUUCGGAUGCUGGCUCUCAGGAGUCGACAUCAAUACCCAGCAGUCCUUUGAGGCCCUAAGCGAACGAGCUGUGGCCGUUGUUGUGGAUCCCAUUCAGUCGGUUAAGGGAAAGGUUGUCAUUGACGCUUUCAGGCUGAUCAAUCCGAAUAUGUUGGUUCUGGGUCAGGAACCCAGGCAGACCACCAGCAAUCUGGGCCACCUGCAGAAGCCUUCGGUGCAGGCUCUGAUCCACGGGCUCAAUCGCCACUACUACUCCAUCAGCAUAAACUACAGGAAGAACGAGCUGGAGCAGAAGAUGCUCCUGAAUCUGCACAAGAAGUCCUGGAUGGAUGGCUUGACGCUGGCCAACUAUCACGAUCACUGCUCCAUCAAUGAGAGUACAGUAUCCGAGAUGCUGGAACUCGCCAAGAACUACAACAAAGCGCUGGAGGAUGAAGAGAAGAUGACUCCCGAGCAACUGGCGAUUAAGAAUGUGGGCAAGCAGGAUCCCAAGAGGCAUCUGGAGGAGAAAGUAGAGGUCCUCAUGCAGAACAACAUUGUCCAGUGUCUAGGAGCGAUGCUGGAUACGGUGGUCUUCAAGUGAUUCCCGCACUCUCAUCCAUCAGAUUCACUCUAUUUUCUCCCCUGUACUUGAAAAGAUUUUUUAAUUGGACAAAAAAAAAAUGAAUACACAGAAA
This is a messenger RNA of Phlebotomus papatasi, 1187 nucleotides long. RefSeq names its product 26S proteasome non-ATPase regulatory subunit 14 (gene Rpn11). Gene Ontology annotation, molecular function: metallopeptidase activity; proteasome binding; protein binding. The record is from RefSeq and is a predicted model, not a curated record. Gene Ontology annotation, cellular component: proteasome regulatory particle, lid subcomplex. Gene Ontology annotation, biological process: proteasome-mediated ubiquitin-dependent protein catabolic process; protein deubiquitination. The transcript has 3 exons. Bases 158 to 1093 code for a protein of 311 amino acids. NCBI's taxonomy places the organism in Eukaryota, Metazoa, Arthropoda, Insecta, Diptera, Psychodidae.